GAAAUUCACUCUUUCUGCAUCAGUCUUCCUGGUGAAUCCGAAGGAAGUUUCUUAAUUGACCAUAAAUUAAUAAGCCUGAAAAGAAAGCUUUGGCAACAGCGUUGAGAUGUCGAAUCACUUCAUUCCGGUUUUUGGAUUGUUGCUUGUAGUGGCAACGAUCGCAACAGCACGCUUGGUAGUGCCACCGCGUGCACAGAUUGUGGGUGGAUUCCCGAUCGACAUUUCGGAGGCACCGUAUCAAAUUUCUCUCAGAGAAGGCGGCCAUCCUAUCUGUGGUGGUUCAAUCAUUUCACCUAACUGGAUCCUAACCGCUGCUCACUGCUUGGAAGGAGUCGCUUCAUCCGAGGUGUCCAUAAGGGCCGGCUCAACGUACAAGGAACAUGGUGGCAUUAUACACAAUGCUAGGCGCAUUGUGAUCCAUCCGGAUUGGGAUUCAUCGACGAACGAAGCCGACUGUGCGCUGGUGGAGCUGGACGACCCACUUCCACUAAAUGGUCAAACGAUUGCAUCGAUUGAAAUGCCAGAAGAAGGCGAAGAGGACCCGGCGGAAGGUUCCAAGGCCAUGGUUUCCGGUUGGGGCAAAACGCUAAACGUGCAUCACUCGAACCUGAUCCUGCGUGCUACCUUCGUGCCGAUCGUCCAUCGGGACAAUUGCCAGAAAGCUUACCGUCGAACGAACACCAUUUCGGAGCGUAUGCUGUGUGCGGGCUUCUUUGGCGGUGGCCAUGAUUCAUGCCAAGGUGAUUCUGGUGGUCCGCUCGUGGUGGAUGAUCUCCUAGUCGGAGUGGUUUCGUUCGCUAUCGGAUGUGCUAGACCAGGCCUCCCGGGUGUAAAUGUACGCGUUUCGGCUGUGCGCGAAUGGAUUCGUGAGGUUAGCGAUGUAUAACUUCUGGAAGGGAUGGAAAAAAUGGACAAAGCGUAAUUAAUUUUGGUGCGGAAUAAGAGAGUUAUACGCUUUGGAAAGUAUAUUUAAAUAUAUUUAUUUUGGGCAAAGGUA
Messenger RNA from Anopheles funestus (African malaria mosquito), 997 nucleotides. Its product is annotated as trypsin 3A1-like. Gene Ontology annotation, molecular function: serine-type endopeptidase activity. The record is from RefSeq and is a predicted model, not a curated record. The transcript has 2 exons. Gene Ontology annotation, biological process: proteolysis. Lineage: Eukaryota; Metazoa; Arthropoda; Insecta; Diptera; Culicidae. The coding region runs from base 107 to 886 and encodes 259 amino acids.